Molecule: messenger RNA, 798 nt
Organism: Microthlaspi erraticum
Lineage: Eukaryota; Viridiplantae; Streptophyta; Magnoliopsida; Brassicales; Brassicaceae
Source: the annotation of a GenBank genome assembly
AUGAAGAGAUACCAGAAUCUAAUGAUUGGAGAAGCUCUGUCGAAUAAUCAUCUUUAUCCAUUUGCUUGCAAUGAAUUGAGCUCGAUUUUAAAUCUUGGCUACUCUCGAUUGCCCAAAGAUCUCAAAGCUGUCAUCUUCCAAGAUACUCUCUCCGCUUUUCGUCUUCUUCCCGAGAUGAACACAGCAGCGGCUGUUUCAGCAGCUAACCUUCUCCUGAAGAGCGCAGAAGCCAAGAUACCUAAACAGAAGAAGAACUUAGCCAUUGUCGAAUUCAAGAAGGCAAAAGUAGCACUGAAGAGACGGAGUAAGAGCCAUGAGGAAGAAGAUACAGAUUUGCCUUCACUUCCACAUGAUAUCCUUAUUCACAUCUUCAGUUUCCUCGAUGUUUCGUCUUUACUUUCCUCAUCUCAAGUAUCUCGCUCAUGGAACCAAGCAACGUAUGAUGAUUCUCUGUGGCGAUCACAAUUUGACCUUCACUUCAAACACAAGUUCUUGGCUCGUCUUCAGUCUGGUAUUGACUCGAGAGAGGCCUUUAAGAAAGAAUAUCUUGCGAUUUAUUCAUCAAAAAUGUUAAGAUCUGGUCGGGGUUACUGCAGUUACUGUGACUCCAUGGUUUGGCACCACAACUUGAGAUGUUCGAGCGAACAAUGUCGGUUGAAAUCAGGCAACAUGCCACUCGUCCUCAUGUCAAGCCACCAGGUUGUUAACUAUGUACUUGGGGUAGUGAGUUCGUCUGAUGACAGUGAAACUGAAACAGACGAUGAAGCUGAUACUGGACUAUGGGUUUUUGAGCUCUAA